Molecule: messenger RNA, 602 nt
Organism: Linum trigynum
Lineage: Eukaryota; Viridiplantae; Streptophyta; Magnoliopsida; Malpighiales; Linaceae
Source: the annotation of a GenBank genome assembly
CCAACAACACCUUCUGUCACCAACAAAAAUCCCCAGUACUCACAACGCACACAGAGCAAUAAAAAAAUCCUUUCCAAGAAAUGGCUGCCCUCGCUUGGCUGAUCAUCGUCGUCGUCGGUCUCUCCAUGAUCACCAACGACCACGUGGCGGUGGUGGUUGCGGCGCCGGCGUCGACGGAGGCGUAUUCGUUCGCGGACCACUCCUGCGGGCUGACCCCGAUCAGCCCAUCGAGCCCAUUGGGCCAGGCGAGAAAGGGCAUCCUCAUCAGCGUGGUCAACGUCCACAACUCUCACCCGGGCGAGUUCUCGACGUGCAUCAACGUGAACGGGUUGUGGGCUCGGGCCGCCUGCCCCGACCCGACUUCGGCCUCGUGCCCGGCCUGUCUCGCCGAGGCCCAGGCCUUCUUGGACCAGAACUGCUUGUACUUCGCCAGAGGCAGGGUUCAGGAGAAUGGCAUGACGUGUAACAUGGCGUUUGGUAGUAAAAGCGUUUGUAGGUAGUGUCAGGGUCAAAAUUUUGAAAUUAGGUGUCCUUUUUUUUCAGAAUAUGAAUUGUUUUCAUUGGAGAUUCGCUUUUAGAAAUAAUAAAUUAAUGUUAUGAUA